Molecule: messenger RNA, 1026 nt
Organism: Brassica napus (rape)
Lineage: Eukaryota; Viridiplantae; Streptophyta; Magnoliopsida; Brassicales; Brassicaceae
Product: ylmG homolog protein 1-2, chloroplastic-like
Exons: 1
Coding region: 409-810 (133 amino acids)
Biological process (GO): chloroplast fission
Cellular component (GO): membrane
Source: RefSeq, a predicted model, not a curated record
GAGUCAACGCCAUAAUAAAGAUGAACACAACAAGAAAAGUCAAUUCCAAACGUGAAGUCUAAACGACAUCGUUUUGUCUCCUCACUCAAGAUAAUACUGAAACGGGAGGGUUUUGUUCUUUUCUCAGAGCAACUAGAAUGGCGUUUACGACCACCAACGUCCUCUCCUUCGCUCCCCUCGGGGCAUUUUCAUUCGUACUCCAUUUUUUUCUCUAAAAUAGAGUAAAAAUAAAUAUAGAGUAAUGAAUGUUCCAAUCUAAUUUAAUAUUUCACUCCAUAAUGAAAUCUCCAUAAAUGGAGUAAUUUAUUUUUUGUUUGUUCAUUGAGAAAUUGAGUAGGAUUAAAACAAUUUUACUUCAUUUUCACUUUUAAUCCGUUUUGGAAGAAAAAAUAGAGUUUUACGUUGGAGAUGCUCUUAACCAAAUCCCUAAUCCACAAACUCUCCGCCCUAUCCCCGCAGAUCCAGGCUUCCAUCCGAAUCUCCUCCUCCUCCGGUGGUCCUCUGUUCUUCGCGGCGAUUUGUGACCGUCCCGCCGGCUAUCUCAACACGCCGUUGACGGUCGUCGCGGCUGGGUUGUCCAAGUGGCUGGAUAUCUAUAGUGGCGUGUUGAUGGUUAGAGUUUUGCUGAGUUGGUUCCCAAACAUCCCUUGGGAUCGCCAGCCUUUGUCUGCCAUUAGGGAUCUUUGUGAUCCGUAUCUCAAUCUCUUCAGGAACAUUAUCCCUUCCGUCUUUGACACGCUUGACGUCAGUCCUUUGCUUGCUUUUGCUGUUUUGGAAACUUUGGGUUCCAUUCUCAACAAUAGCAGAUGAUUUAAUUGUUCCAAGUUGUUACUACGAGCUUAUGGAUAUUUGGUGUUUUAUAUAUUUCUGUAGUUAUAAGCUAAUGAUAAUGUAUUGGACUCAAACGUUUCAGUAUCAAAAAUAUCUUUAUGUUCUGUGUUUCUGUCAAUGAAUGAGUUUGGUUUCAAUGUGAAAGCUUGGAAAUUGUUUUUUUUUAAUUAUGUAUUAACAGAAGUAGAUUGUUGU